AAAACCACUCAGUCCUAUUCACAACCGGGGGGUGCGUAGCGAUAUUGCCUCUACAUACCAAAGGUGUGACGUUAAUCUUCAAAACCACGGAGAAUAAAGGUAAUUAAUUAAAAGAGACAGAAUGAGGACGUUCCUGUCUUUCAUCUCCUGGGCUCUGCUCUGCUGCUGCUGCCGGACAACGCAGGCAGAGGUCUUCACCUCCAUAGGCCAAAUGACGGACCUGAUCUACACAGAGAAAGAGCUGGUCCAGUCUCUGAGGGAGUACAUAAAAGAAGAGGAGUCCAAACUUUCUGCUUUGAGAAGUUGGGCCAACAAGCUGGAUGUUCUUACCAAAGUGUCCACCUCCGACCCAGAGGGCUACCUGGCUCACCCAGUCAAUGCCUACAAACUGAUGAAGAGACUCAACACAGAGUGGUCUGAACUGGAGAGCCUGGUGCUUCAGAACCCCUCAGAUGCGUUCAUUUCCAACAUGUCCAUGCACAGACAGUACUUCCCAGAUGAGGAAGAUGAGACAGGUGCAGCUAAGGCACUGAUGCGUCUACAGGACACAUACCACCUGGAUUCUGAGGCCUUCUCCAAAGGAAAGCUGCCAGGUAUGCACUCCAAUGCCAUACUGACAGUGGACGACUGCUACGACAUGGGAAAGACGGCUUAUAAUGAUGCAGACUAUUACCAUGCUGUGCUGUGGAUGCAGCAGGCCUUGAAGCAGCUGGAUGCUGGGGAAGAAGCUGUGGUUUCCAAGGCAGACAUUUUGGACUACCUCAGCUACUCUGUUUACCAGAUGGGUGAUCUGCCUCGAGCUAUUGAGCUGACACGCCGGCUAGUGGCCAUUGACCCCAAACACCAGAGGGCAGGAGGAAACCUCCGUUACUAUGAAGGGUUGCUGUUCAAGCAGCUCAAAGAGCUGAACCAGGACUACCAGCCUGUUUCUGAGGAGCCCAUCCAGCUGGGAACCUACAGCAGACCUAAAGACCAUUUGCCAGAGAGAGAGGCCUACGAGGCCCUUUGCAGAGGAGAGGGAGUCAGAAUGACUGAAGCGAGGCGCAGCCGUUUGUUCUGUCGCUACCGGGAUGGUCAGAGGAACCCUCGUCUCCUGCUGAAGCCCGUAAUGGAGGAGGAUGAGUGGGACAGCCCCCGCAUUGUACGCUACCUGAAUAUCCUGGCCAACGAUGAGAUUGAGAAGAUUAAAGAGUUGGCUAAACCCAGGCUUGCCAGAGCCACUGUCCGUGACCCUAAAACCGGAGUCCUGACUACAGCUAACUACAGAGUAUCAAAAAGUGCAUGGUUAGAAGAUGAGGAAGACCCGGUCAUUUCUAGAGUCAAUCAGAGAAUAGAGGACAUCACAGGCCUUACAGUAGACACUGCAGAAUUACUACAGGUUGCUAACUAUGGAGUUGGAGGACAGUACGAGCCACAUUAUGACUUCUCAAGGCGUCCUUUUGACAGCAACCUCAAGGUCGAUGGAAAUAGACUUGCUACCUUCCUGAACUACAAAGAUGAGCCAGAUGCUUUCAAAAGAUUAGGCACUGGAAAUCGUGUGGCAACUUUUUUGAACUAUAUGAGUGAUGUUGAGGCCGGAGGUGCCACAGUCUUCCCGGACUUCGGAGCAGCAAUCCACCCUAGAAAGGGAACUGCAGUAUUCUGGUACAAUCUGUUCAAGAGCGGGGAGGGAGACUAUAGGACCAGACAUGCAGCCUGUCCCGUCUUAGUAGGAAGUAAAUGGGUGUCAAACAAGUGGAUCCACGAGCGAGGACAAGAGUUCAGGAGACCAUGUGGCCUGACAGAAGUGGACUGAACAUGCAACAUGCAAACACACACACACACACACACACACACACACACACAAAGACCAGCCCCUCCGUAGUGCCUUCAUUCUGGCAAUGAUGAAACACAAGACAUUGUCCAACACUUACAUAAGCAUCACCAGGCUCAGCUUGUCAACAGAUUCAACACAUGUUUUGUUAGGUUACGACACUGUUGUGGGACGUACAAACAUUAAAACAUAUUUAAAUUGUGAAGAAAACUUAAGCAAAAGGUGUUAUGUGAUUUAUUUCAGUUUCAUAUGCACAUUGUAUUAAGAUGUGAAAAAACAAACUUAUUUUGAUUUCCAUGCAUUUACCAUGGUUUGGCAUAAGAAGCAUGAACUGAAUGAAGACUUUUUUUGAUUACAAAAAAAACUCUUGGUAUUGGAUACAUACUGUACUAGACCCAACUUUAGACUUUUUACCACAUUUUGGUAUUACUAAUGUUCCUGAGUUGACUUUUGCCUCUGCAGGGUAAUGGAGCAACAGAACAACACAUUUACAAUUUUUGAUGUAUACCGGAGUGCCAGCUCGCAAACAUAAGUUCGAUCCAAAGUAACCAUCAGUCUUUUAGGGGAAAAAAGGUACAAAUGCAUUUUUGUAUCUUGAUUACUGACCCUUCAUUUUGUGAUUAAGAAUGACACAAUCUUGUCCCUUUUUAUCUUCAUCAUUUGUAUGGAAAACUUUUUUCCCUUCAAACCUGACUGAGAAAUACAUUUUAUCCAAAUCUUGUCCAUUACAUUUUUAUUUAUAUAGAAUUUAAAUUAUUACACUGUUGUUCGUUCC
This is a messenger RNA of Scomber japonicus (chub mackerel), 2588 nucleotides long. RefSeq names its product procollagen-proline, 2-oxoglutarate 4-dioxygenase (proline 4-hydroxylase), alpha polypeptide 2 (gene p4ha2). The transcript has 16 exons. Gene Ontology annotation, biological process: peptidyl-proline hydroxylation to 4-hydroxy-L-proline. Gene Ontology annotation, cellular component: endoplasmic reticulum. Gene Ontology annotation, molecular function: L-ascorbic acid binding; iron ion binding; protein binding. Bases 122 to 1795 code for a protein of 557 amino acids. The record is from RefSeq and is a predicted model, not a curated record. NCBI's taxonomy places the organism in Eukaryota, Metazoa, Chordata, Actinopteri, Scombriformes, Scombridae.